AUGUCUUUGAAAUCAUUUAUCUAUAAUGAUUGUUGUUUAUUAAUUAAUAUUGAUUUAAAUUCACAACGAAUUCGUCAGUUACUCGAACGUCGUUUCAAAAGUAAUUCAAAUAGAACAAGUUUUGAUUUUAAAUUAUUUCCUCCUGAACAACCAUCGAAUAAUGCUAAAGUAUCACGUUCAUUCUUACGUUAUCAACCGAAAAUAAUAUCUACAAAUGAUUAUGAAGAAAAUCUAUCUACUGAUUCAUCUUCAUCAGAAGAAGAAGAUAAUGAUGAUGUAUUUUCAACUAAUGAUGAUGAUUAUCUUAAUAAACUAGCAGAAUGGGAACCAGAAAAUUUUCGACCUACAAUCGAUGAGGAUGAUGAUGAUAACGAUGAAGAUGAAAAUGCAAAUAUUAUUCAAUCAACUAGUGAAGAAAAUAAUAAUGAAGAUAAUGAGACAAAUCAGAUGGAUUAUUCAAUAGUUGAAAAUGCUCCUACAACUCAUACUGAAGAUCUUCUUGUUACAUUUAUUCAUCGUCCUCUUAAAACUGAACCAAUAAGUUAUGAUAAUAAUAUAUUUCAAUAUCCACCACAAUUAGAUGGUCAAAUAGAUUUUUCAUCAACAAAAUCUUCAACGGGAUCAAAUCGAACUAUUAAUAAUAAAAAUUUAGAUGAUAUUAUAGCUAAAGUAAAAGCAAAAACUUCUCAACCAAGUCGUGCAAUAGAAAUACAUAGAGUUCCAUUAUCAACAAAUAAAUGUCGUUCACAUGAUGAUAUAAAAAACAAAUUUUUAAAUCAAACUAUAAAAACAAAAUCUUUAUCAAUUCCUCCAAAAACAAAUCGAAUAAAAGAACAAACAAAAAAAAUUAAACCACGAUUAUUAUCAACAGUAUUAAAAAAUAAUGAAGACGCAAUUCGACCACUUGAAACACGAAUACCAUCAAUACAAACAAAUAAUCAAAAAUCUUCUCGAACAUCAUCGACUAGUAAUUUACAAUCACCAAUAUCAAAACAACAAGAUCAAAAACAAAAUUUAUUAAAUCGACAACGUAGACCUUCUCAACAACAAAUAAAAUCUUCUUCGAAUAAUAAACAAAAAUAUAAUCUACAACCUAAACAAUCUAAAGAAAAAUCUGCAUCAGUUCAUAUGACAUUAGCUGAACAAAAAUUAAAUCAUUAUCAACAAUUAACAUCUUCAAUUUCAAAAACAUCAAAUUCUAAUACUAUUUCAUCAACAAUAAAAUCAAAAUCAAAAGAAUUUAUAAAAAAUCAACCAAAAUUAUCUAAAUCAAUCAAUGAUUUAUCUGUUCAAAAUUCAGAAUCAACAACUCCAGUUUUAAAUGAUCAUAAUCAACAUAUAAAGAAAAAACCACAGAAAAUAAAACGUUUAAAUAAAAAACAAAAAAAUUUAUUAUUAAAUAAUCAAUCACAUACACAUAUUACCAAACAAAAACAAAAAGAACAUAAUAUUAUUCAAAAACCAAAACUGGUAAGUCAUCAAUCGGAACCAUUGAUUCAUACAACAACUUCUAAUGAUAAUAUUAAUAAACGACCAGAAAAUUUCUUUAAUGAUUGUAUUAUAAUUGAUGAUGAUGAACAAGAAGAAUAUAACAAUGAAAAUAACAACAAUAAUAUUAAAGAUGAUGAGAUACAAGAAAUUGAACAAAAACACUAUUCGAUUUCAUAUGAUAUUCGUACUCGUGAAAAACUUCUUGAUCAUGCUGUUCAUUCAUCAUUAAUGCAUAUUAAAUGGUUAUUUAAUCUUGAAUAUCUUCUUCUUGAACAUAUACUUAUAUGUCACGAAAAACAUAUUCAUCCAUUAAAUAAAAUAUAUGAAAAUUCUUCUAUAAUUAAAUAUGAACAUCCAAUAAAUUUAUCUUAUUAUAAUAUUGAUCCAUCAUUUAUUUCUAUAAUAAUAAUAAAUUUUAUAAAAAUGUUUAUUUUACGAAAUUCUUUUAAUGAUCAACAAGAAUAUUCAUUUAUACAAUGUGGUAUAACAUCACAUAUACGAUAUUUAUUAAUUGAAUUACCAACAUAUAAUCAUAAUGAAGAAAAAGAUAUUAAUGAUAAUUGUUUUAAAUGUCAUCAAUAUUCAUUAAUAAUAAAUAUAUUAUUUGAUUUAUUAUUUGAUUUAAUUGAAUAUGAUUUAUGUGAAAUAAUAUCAAAAAUAAAAUAUCGUUCAUCAUUAAUUGAAGAUGAUUAUUUUACAAGAUUUUUACAAUCAAAUAUAACAAAAACAAAUUCAUAUUAUCGUAUUAAAUUAAUUAUUUAUUUUAUUGAAUUAAUUGGUAUACAUAUGAAUAAAUGUCAAAAUAAAAAACAAUUUCAAUUUAAUCAAAAUGAAAAUAAAUUAUUUCAUUCUAUUGAAGAUUUUAUUCGACAUAUUGUAUCUCAAACAAAUGAUUCAAUUGAUGAAAAAAUUUCAAUUUGUUUUAAUGUUAUGGAAUUAUGUCUUCUAUUCGUUAAUGAAAAAGAAAUUCGAAUAGAACAGAUGGCUUUAUUUUUAUCAGAACUAUGUCAAGAUAAUUCAAAAUGUUUAAAUUUAUUUCUAUUUGAUAAUAAUUUACUUCCUGAUAUACGUUUAUUAUUAAUAAAUGAAUUAAUUUCGAAAAGCUUUAAUUUGAAGUUUAUGUCAAUUAAUUAUGUCAAUGAAUUUUUUCGACAAAUUCAAAAUAUUUUAAAUUCGUCAGAACCAAUUAAUGAUUUUGCAUUAUUACUUCUGAGAAGUUUAUUUACAACUUAUGCUGAUUUGAUUACUGAAAUCAAAGUAUUUCCUUUUAUGUAUACAAGUUUUGUUCAACAAUUAACAAAUACAUUACGAAAUCAACUUGAAUUAGUAUUCGUUAAAUUAAUAGAAGUUUCUUCUAAUAAUUCGAUUUAUUUCGAACAAAUGAAACGAACAUUAAUAUUCUAUCGUCUUCUAACAUGUCGAUGGAAUAAAUUGUGA
Rotaria sordida is the source of this 2928-nucleotide messenger RNA. The record is from the annotation of a GenBank genome assembly. NCBI's taxonomy places the organism in Eukaryota, Metazoa, Rotifera, Eurotatoria, Philodinida, Philodinidae.